AUGGCCGCCGCCGCGGCGGUGCGGGUGGCCCUGCUGAGCGGGCGCUCCGCGGAGCUGCGGGUGGCGCCCGAGGAGUCGGUCGCGUCCCUGCGCGGCCGCGCGGAGGCCGCGCUCGGCGUGCCGCUGCAGGCCGCCGCCGGGGCCUGGACCACUGCCCUGCAGGACUAG
Molecule: messenger RNA, 168 nt
Organism: Prorocentrum cordatum
Lineage: Eukaryota; Dinophyceae; Prorocentrales; Prorocentraceae
Source: the annotation of a GenBank genome assembly